Molecule: messenger RNA, 660 nt
Organism: Acanthosepion pharaonis
Lineage: Eukaryota; Metazoa; Mollusca; Cephalopoda; Sepiida; Sepiidae
Source: the annotation of a GenBank genome assembly
AUGCGUCUUUAUGAGCGUUGGCGGAAAUAUGAGUUAACUUUUGAUGACGAAAAUUUUGGCCUCUUUUCUUUUUCUUUAAAUUUUCGUUUUUUCUUUUCUUUCUUUCUUUUUUCCUCUUUUUUCUUUUCUUUCUUUCUUUUUUCCUCUUUUUUCUUUUCUUUCUUUCUUUUUUCCUCUUUUUUCUUUUCUUUCUUUCUUUUUUUCUUUUCUUUCUUCUUUUUCCUCUUUUCUUUUCUUUCUUUCUUGAUAUUUUUUUUCUUUUCUUUCUUUCUUUUUCCUCUUUUUCUUUUCUUUCUUUUUUUUUCUUUUUUUUUUCUUUCUUUGUUUUUUCCUCUUUUUUCUUUUCUUUGUUUUUUUCCUUUUUUCUUUUUCUUUUUUUUUUCCUCUUUUUUUUCUUUUUUGUUUUUUCCUCUUUUUUCUUUUCUUUUUUCUUUUCUUUUUCUUUCUUUGUUUUUUCCUCUUUUUUCUUUUCUUUCUUUGUUUUUUCCUCUUUUUUCUUUUCUUUCUUUUCUCUGUGUGUGUCUCUCUCUCUCUCUCUCUGUGUGUCUCUCUCUCUCUCUCUGUGUGUCUCUCUGUGUGUGUGUCUCUCUGUCUCUGUCUCUCUGUCUCUCUCUGUCUCUCUGUCUCUGUCUCUCUGUCUGUCUCUGUCUCUCUCUCUGA